AUGGUACUUAAUUCAAAGAGAGGUAUGGACACCGGAAAUCAUUCAUCAGUAACUGCAUUUGUCCUUGAGGCAUUAACAAACCACCCUGGGCUCCAGCUUCCGCUCUUCUUCCUGUUCCUACUGAUCUAUGUAGUCUCCAUUAUGGGAAACUUGGGUCUUCUCUUUUUAAUCAGGGUCAGCAAUCAGCUUCACACUCCUAUGUAUUAUUUGCUCAGUCACUUAUCUUUCAUUGAUCUCUGCUACUCCUCUGUAAUAAUCCCCAAGAUGUUGGAGAGCUUUGUGUUAGAGAAGAACCCUACAUCCUUUCUGGAGUGCAUGGCUCAACUCUUUUUGUUCUGCUUCUUCGGUAUUGAUGACUCUUAUAUGCUGACAGCCAUGGCAUAUGAUCGCUAUGUUGCUAUCUGCAAUCCCUUGCUCUACCAUGUCACCAUGUCCCACAGAGUCUGUUUGCUGCUAGUCACUGGUGUGUAUGCAGUGGGAGUUUUGGGGGCAUUCAUUCAUACCAGCUACAUAUCCACUCGCUCCUUCUGCGGAACUGUCAUCCACCAUUACUUCUGCGACAUUCUUCCUCUUCUGAAUAUAUCUUGUUUGAGGGACUACACCAAGGAGAUUUUUGUUAUGAUUGUGGUUGGAUUUAAUGUGUUUGCUUGUGCGAUAGCCAUAUUCAUCUCUUAUAUCUUCAUCCUUUCCAGCAUUCUGCAUAUACGCUCAGCUGGUGGCAGGUCCAAAGCCUUCAGUACCUGCAGCUCCCAUCUUGCAGCUGUUGGGGUUUUCUAUGGUUCCAUCACCUUCAUGUAUUUUAAACCAUCCACCAAUGACACAACCCAGGAGAAGGUGGCUUCUGUGUUUUAUACCACAGUGAUUCCCAUGCUUAACCCCCUGAUCUAUAGCCUUAGAAACAAGGAAGUCAAAGAAGCCCUAAAAAUAGCUCUGAAUGGUAGAAUACUCUCCAGGCCUGCAUAG
Molecule: messenger RNA, 963 nt
Organism: Fukomys damarensis (Damara mole-rat)
Lineage: Eukaryota; Metazoa; Chordata; Mammalia; Rodentia; Bathyergidae
Product: olfactory receptor 8D2
Exons: 2
Coding region: 1-963 (320 amino acids)
Biological process (GO): G protein-coupled receptor signaling pathway; sensory perception of smell
Cellular component (GO): membrane
Molecular function (GO): olfactory receptor activity; odorant binding; G protein-coupled receptor activity
Source: RefSeq, a predicted model, not a curated record